Vigna angularis (adzuki bean) is the source of this 630-nucleotide messenger RNA. Its product is annotated as 40S ribosomal protein S17-4-like. Gene Ontology annotation, cellular component: ribosome. NCBI's taxonomy places the organism in Eukaryota, Viridiplantae, Streptophyta, Magnoliopsida, Fabales, Fabaceae. Bases 102 to 440 code for a protein of 112 amino acids. Gene Ontology annotation, molecular function: structural constituent of ribosome. Gene Ontology annotation, biological process: translation. The record is from RefSeq and is a predicted model, not a curated record. The transcript has a single exon.
GGCGGACAAAUGACGGCAGAAGAAGAAGAAAGAUGGGCCGCGUGAGAACAAAGACAGUGAAGAAAUCGUCACGACAAGUGAUCGAGCGUUAGUAUUCGAGGAUGACGCUGGACUUUCACACGAACAAGAAGCUUCUAGAAGAAGUGGCGAUCAUCCCCUCAAAGAGACUCCGGAACAAGAUCGCAGGCUUCUCCACUCAUCUCAUGAAGCGCAUUCAGAAGGGCCCUGUUCGCGGCAUCUCGCUCAAGCUGCAGGAGGAGGAGCGCGAGCGACGCAUGGACUUCGUCCCCGACGUCUCCGCCAUCAACACCGAUCACAUCGAGGUCGACAAGGAAACCCUCGAAAUGCUUCACUCCCUCGGAAUCAGCGACAUCCCCGGCAUUACCAAGGUCGAUCCUGUCGCUGUUCAACCCAGCUUCCUCUUCACCAGGAGGUACUGAUUCAUCUGUCAGACCUUUUUUUCUCCCUCUAUUUUCGCUUUUCAUCUUCAAUUUUGUUUAAUGUUUUACCGUCUUGAAUUUUACUAUUUUUCUACGUAAUCAAUUUUUAUUUAGCGUAAAAAAAAACUGCUGAUCAUCGGAAUAUUUAUGUUUUACGAACGCUAUGAACCCUAAUUAUUUUUCUUUUUCA